AUGGCAGCGAUAUACUUUGAACACAAAAAAUACGAAGAGGCGCACUACCAGAUUCUCGUAGUCUACCAUUCACCUAUCCAAGUGACGAUGGGCUCUGCCAGAAUCCUGACAUCAGCCCUGCUCCUGCUGUCGGUUGCAGCGGCGACGGCGAGCGCCCCAACCGCGCAAACGCUCAAUGGUACGUACGCUGGAGUGUACUCCGUCAAAUUCGACCAGGAUUUCUUCCUGGGUAUCCCAUACCUUCAGGCACCCAUAGAAGACAGACGCUUCCAUCCCGCCGACAGCCUCACCAGCACCUGGAAGGGCACACGCAAUGCCACGACCUACGCCUUCUCCUGUGUCAGCUACGAUAGCACAGUCGACGCCAGUGAGAUGGCUGAAGACUGCCUCUAUCUGAACGUCAUCCGCCCACACUCGGUCACAAGCACCUCUGAUCUCCCCGUCGUAGUCUUCAUUCACGGGGGCGACUUCUCCGGCGGCAGCGCCAGCGAGCAGCGCUACAACCUCUCUUUCAUCGUCGAGAAGUCGGUUCAGCUCGGCCAGCCUAUUAUCGCCGUUAGCUUCAACUACCGUCUCAGCGCCUGGGGCUUCCUCUUCAGCAACCAGCUGCGUGACACAGGCGCGACCAACAUCGGACUCCGCGACCAGCGGUUUGCACUUACUUGGGUCCAGGAGAACAUCGCCGGGUUCGGAGGCGAUCCCGCUAAGGUCACUCUCUGGGGCCAGGGCGCCGGGGCCACCAGUGUCGGCUUCCAGAUUACCGCGUACUCAGGACGAAACGAUAGCCUGUUCCGUGCGGCAAUCAUGGAGAGCGGGAACCCGGUGCCGGAGAAGGGACUGAAUGGAACGCAGUACUACCAGCCACUGUAUGAUGCGAUUGCACAGCGAGUGAAUCCAAGCAUAACCUAUGCGUCAGAGAACGACAUGACAGACAGUGAUACGUGCUGGGAUGCGGUGGAUCGCAUGGCAUGCCUGCGCACCGUGCCAUUUGAGCAGAUGAAUGCGGUGAUUAAUGCUACGAGCGCGCACUCCUGGUUCCCGGUUAUUGAUGGCGACAUUGUCCCUGAACAGCCGAGUCGGUCCCUCUAUACGGGGAAGAAGUACCUCAAGGUGCCGAUUAUUCUGGGCGCCAGUGCGGACGAGGGCUCGAGGUUUAUGCCUGAGCACAAUAUUACUACCCAGGAGGAGUUUGUGGAUCUUGUUGCGAACCCGCAGUUCUAUGGCGUUGCUCCUGGUAUCGCCUUACCCCCAAUACUAGUCCGUCAGCUCACAGAUGCCUACGCCAACGUCUCAUCCUUCCCAUACGAAAAAGCCCUCGCCUACCAAGGCGACGCAACAAUCAACGCCAACCGCCGCCAAGCCUGUUCAACCUGGUCUCGUGCAAACAUCAGCACAUACUGCUAUCGCUUCGACGUCCCCCUUUACAACCAGGAGACUGCGCAACACGGCAACGAACUCCCUUUCGUCUUCGCCAACACCGAGGAACUGGGCUCAGACUCAAACGGAGCUCUGGCCUCUCUGGCCGACGACAUCAGCAGCAGCUGGGUGAGCUUCAUUGCGAGCCUUGAUCCCAAUGCCUGGAGACAGAAGGAAGCUGCCAAUGUGAGCGCGGUUACCCCGAGCUGGCCUAAGUACGCAGCUAGGGGGGUGACUGAAAUGGUCUUCCGGGUCAAUGGAGGUAGCAGUGUUGAGAAGGAUAGCUGGAGGGCGACUCCGAUUCGCCUCAUUAAUGGGCAGCCAAGUGGGAUUGCGGUGGCGUAUCAGAGGUAA
Molecule: messenger RNA, 1770 nt
Organism: Aspergillus pseudotamarii
Lineage: Eukaryota; Fungi; Ascomycota; Eurotiomycetes; Eurotiales; Aspergillaceae
Product: carboxylesterase
Exons: 3
Coding region: 1-1770 (589 amino acids)
Molecular function (GO): carboxylic ester hydrolase activity
Source: RefSeq, a predicted model, not a curated record